GAAUUCCGGGGCAAACUUCUGACCCAGAGGUGGACACAGGAAGACAAGACCAGCAGCUGCAGAACUGAGAAACAUUUCCUGUGCAGAUACAACAAAAUGAGCUUAGAAAGUGAUGACAAGCGAGCCCGCACGCGGUCCAAGACCCUCCGAGGACCCCCAGAAACCACAGGGGCAGACCUCAGCUGUCCUACCCCAGGGUGUACUGGUUCAGGACAUGUUCGGGGAAAGUACUCCAGACAUCGAAGCUUACAGAGUUGCCCUCUGGCCAAGAAGAGAAAACUGGAGGAUGCUGAGGCUGAGCACCUGGUAUCCAAAAGGAAGUCACACCCUCUGAGGCUGGCUCUGGAUGAAGGCUACCGAAUGGACAGUGAUGGCAGUGAGGAUGCCGAGGUGAAGGACGCCUCUGUUUCGGAUGAAUCAGAAGGACCCCUGGAGGAGGCGGAGGCUGAGAUGUCAGGACAGGAGGAGAUUCAUCACCCCCAGCCAGCUGAAGGAAAAAGCCUCAUCAAAUCCCAUUUUGGAUCCAACUCCACAAGCAGCUCUUCUGGCUUCUCCAAAGGAAGCUACAGCAGCUACCAGGGAAUCAUCGCAACUUCCCUUCUAAAUCUGGGCCGAAUUGCUGAAGAGACCCUUGUGCAGGAGGAUUCGGUCCCAGUAGCUAAGUUGGGCCCCACUGUUGUUCAUCAGCUUCAGGAUGAGGCUUCAAUGGGGGCCAGCAAUGAUGAAGCUGAAAAGGACCUCUUUAUACAGCCAGAGGAUGUGGAGGAGGUCAUUGAAGUCACCAGUGAACGUUCCCAAGAGCCAUGCCCUCAGUCUCUGGAGGAUAUGGUUAGUGAAGAGUCAAACAAGCAGAAAGGUGUCCUAGGUCAUGAGGAGGAGGGAGAGGAUGAGGAAGAGGAUGAAGAAGAAGAGGAGGAGGAAGAGGAGGAAGGAGAAGAGGUAGAGGAGGAAGAUGAAGAGGAAGAAGAGGAAGAAGAAGAGGAGGAGGAAGAAGAGGAGGAAGAAGCAACUCCAAAUGUGAUCUUUGGGGAAAACACUCCCCCUACCUCUGCCCAGAAGCCUUCCUCUGAGUUCCGAGGCCCAGAGCUAUCCAGUCCCAAGCCUGAGUAUUCAGUCAUUGUGGAGGUCCGUUCUGAUGAUGACAAGGAUGAAGACUCACAUUCCCAGAAGUCAGCAGUUACAGAUGAAUCAGAGAUGUAUGACAUGAUGACCCGUGGGAAUCUGGGCCUUCUGGAGCAGGCCAUCGCCCUGAAGGCUGAGCAGGUGCAUGCUGUCUGUGAGCCAGGCUGCCUGCCUGCUGAGCAGGGCCAUCUGGGCCCAGGAGAGCCAGGGAAGGUGGCAAAGCCCCUGGAUGUGGUGAGGAAGAGCUGCUACAGCAAAGAUCCUUCCAGGGUGGAGAAGCGUGAGAUCAAGUGUCCGACACCUGGCUGUGAUGGCACUGGGCAUGUUACUGGGUUGUAUCCUCAUCACCGUAGCCUGUCUGGCUGUCCCCACAAGGAUAGAAUCCCUCCAGAGAUCUUGGCCAUGCAUGAAAAUGUGCUGAAGUGCCCCACGCCUGGCUGCACGGGCCAAGGCCAUGUGAACAGCAACCGCAAUACCCACAGAAGUUUGUCUGGGUGUCCCAUUGCUGCUGCUGAAAAAUUAGCCAAAUCUCAUGAGAAGCAGCAACUGCAGACAGGAGAUCCUCCCAAAAAUAACUCCAAUUCAGAUCGGAUCCUCAGGCCCAUGUGCUUUGUGAAGGAGCUGGAGGUUCCUCCUUAUGGGAGCUACCGACCCAGUGUGGCUCCCGCCACGCCCAGGGCCAACUUGGCCAAGGAGCUGGAGAAGUUCUCCAAAGUCACCUUUGACUACGCAAGUUUUGAUGCUCAGGUUUUUGGCAAACGUAUGCUUGCCCCAAAGAUUCAGACCAACGAAACCUCACCCAAAGCCUUCCAAUGCUUUGAUUACUCUCAUGAUGCUGAGGCUGCACACAUGGCUGCCACUGCCAUUCUGAACCUCUCCACUCGAUGCUGGGAGAUGCCAGAGAACCUCAGCACAAAGCCACAGGACCUCCCCAGCAAGGCUGUGGACAUUGAGGUAGAUGAAAAUGGAACUCUGGACUUGAGCAUGCAUAAACAUCGCAAGCGGGAAAGCAACACUUUCCCCAACAGUGGCAGUUGCGGUAACAGCCCUGGUGUCAAGUCUCCUGAUGUCUCUCAGCGCCAGAGCACUACCAGUGCCCCCAGCAGUUCCAUGACCUCACCCCAGUCCAGCCAGGCAUCCCGCCAGGAUGAGUGGGACCGUCCCCUAGACUACACUAAACCCAGCCGCUUUCGCGAGGAAGAGCCUGAGGAGUCAGAGCCAGCAGCACAUUCUUUUGCUUCUUCUGAAGCAGAUGAUCAGGAGGUGUCAGAAGAGAACUUUGAGGAGCGGAAGUACCCAGGGGAAGUCACCCUGACCAACUUUAAGCUGAAAUUUCUUUCCAAGGACAUAAAGAAGGAGCUUCUCACCUGUCCCACCCCUGGCUGUGAUGGCAGUGGUCAUAUCACCGGGAACUAUGCCUCCCAUCGCAGCCUCUCUGGUUGCCCUCUUGCUGACAAGAGCCUCAGAAACCUCAUGGCUGCCCACUCUGCUGACCUCAAGUGCCCCACACCUGGCUGUGAUGGCUCUGGCCACAUAACAGGGAACUAUGCUUCACACCGGAGUUUGUCAGGCUGCCCACGUGCCAAGAAGAGUGGACUCAAGGUGGCGCCUACCAAGGAUGACAAGGAGGACCCCGAGUUGAUGAAGUGCCCAGUUCCAGGCUGUGUGGGGCUCGGCCAUAUCAGUGGCAAAUAUGCCUCUCACAGGAGUGCUUCUGGCUGCCCGCUGGCUGCUCGGAGGCAGAAAGAGGGUACUCUCAAUGGUUCAUCUUUCUCCUGGAAGUCGCUGAAGAAUGAGGGCCCUACUUGCCCAACCCCAGGCUGUGACGGCUCUGGCCAUGCUAAUGGCAGCUUCCUCACCCACCGAAGUUUGUCUGGCUGUCCCAGAGCAACCUUUGCUGGAAAGAAAGGAAAACUCUCAGGUGAUGAGAUUCUCAGCCCAAAGUUCAAGACAAGUGAUGUGUUGGAGAAUGAUGAGGAGAUCAAGCAGCUAAAUCAGGAGAUACGAGACCUGAAUGAGUCCAACUCAGAGAUGGAGGCUGCCAUGGUACAGCUGCAGUCCCAGAUCUCUUCCAUGGAGAAGAACUUGAAGAACAUUGAGGAGGAGAACAAGCUCAUUGAGGAGCAGAAUGAGGCCCUAUUUCUGGAAUUGUCCGGGCUGAGCCAGGCCCUCAUCCAAAGUCUUGCCAAUAUCCGCCUUCCACACAUGGAGCCAAUAUGUGAACAGAAUUUUGACGCCUAUGUGAACACCCUCACUGACAUGUACUCCAAUCAGGAUUGCUACCAGAACCCGGAGAACAAAGGCCUUCUGGAAACGAUCAAGCAAGCUGUGAGGGGCAUUCAGGUUUAG
This is a messenger RNA of Alexandromys fortis (reed vole), 3471 nucleotides long. It is a transcript of the gene Myt1, whose product is annotated as myelin transcription factor 1. Gene Ontology annotation, biological process: regulation of transcription by RNA polymerase II. Gene Ontology annotation, molecular function: DNA-binding transcription factor activity, RNA polymerase II-specific; RNA polymerase II cis-regulatory region sequence-specific DNA binding; zinc ion binding. Bases 97 to 3471 code for a protein of 1124 amino acids. The record is from RefSeq and is a predicted model, not a curated record. Gene Ontology annotation, cellular component: nucleus. The transcript has 22 exons. NCBI's taxonomy places the organism in Eukaryota, Metazoa, Chordata, Mammalia, Rodentia, Cricetidae.